Coregonus clupeaformis (lake whitefish) is the source of this 2847-nucleotide messenger RNA. RefSeq names its product tubulin polymerization-promoting protein family member 3 (gene tppp3). The transcript has 4 exons. The record is from RefSeq and is a predicted model, not a curated record. Gene Ontology annotation, cellular component: microtubule. Gene Ontology annotation, molecular function: tubulin binding. Gene Ontology annotation, biological process: microtubule bundle formation; microtubule polymerization; positive regulation of protein polymerization. Bases 131 to 664 code for a protein of 177 amino acids. Lineage: Eukaryota; Metazoa; Chordata; Actinopteri; Salmoniformes; Salmonidae.
CCUGCUGCAGUUUUAGUGCUGCUUUCUAGCUCUUGGGGCUUUGCUGCUAUUACUGCUACUACUGCUGCUGGGUGAGUGGGUUCCUGUACUGGAGGCUGUAGGGAACCUCUCCCUAAGGAUAUUCUUCAAGAUGGCGGAUAGCACAGACCUGGAGCAUCUGAUGAACUCCUUUAAGAAGUUUGCGAUCCACGGAGACACCAAGGCUACAGGGAAGGAGAUGAACGGGAAGAACUGGGCCAAGCUGUGUAAGGACUGCAAGAUCAUCGACGGGAAGAACGUCACCGGCACUGACGUGGAUAUCGUCUUCACUAAAGUCAAAGCGAAGACGUCUCGGGUGAUCACCUACGAGGAAUUCCAGAGAGCACUGGAGGAGCUGGCCCCUAAGAGGUUUAAAGGUCAGAGCAAAGAGGAGGCCCUAACGUCUGUCUACAAGCUGAUAGAGGGCAAGGAGCCCACUAACGUAGGAGUCACGAAAGUGGCGAAGACGGCCGCAGUGGACAGACUGACGGACACCAGCAAGUACACGGGCUCCCACAAAGAGCGCUUCGACGAGAGUGGGAAGGGGCGGGGCAAAGGGGGGCGGGAGGAGCUGGUGGAGAACACGGGAUACGUCGGCUCCUACAAGAACGCCGGAACCUACGAGGAGAAAACCAAGGCCAAGUAGACCGCCGGGCUAGGGCCAGGCGUUGUGGUCAACAGGACCACAGCAUGGGAUGUGUCCCAAAUGACCCCCUACUCUAAAUAGCGCACUACUCUUGACCAAAGCACUAUUGGGUCCUGGUCUAAAGUAGUCCACUAUAUGGGGAAUAGGGUGCCAUUUGAGACUCAUCCAGAGUCAUUAUCCCCCCCCACCCCCACAGUCGGGACCAAACCCUGAACCCCGAACUCUGACCUUUGACCCCUAACCACAGGCUUAAACCUAGGCCCUGUUCGACAGAGGCGAUCCUCUCUUAUCUUUGAGAUGUUCUGAGGGUGUGUUGUGUUGUGUUGUAAUUGGGGAUGAUGAUUGGCAUGAGGGAGGGAGAGAGCAUGUCCUUUACUCGUAGGAUGUUGUUAUAGUUAGGGAGGUUGAAAUGUGUUUCAGUCUAGAGAGGUUGAGGGGAUCUCCUAAAGCAGAGACAUGACCGAUAGAGAGGUUGAGGGGAUCUCCUAAAGCAGAGACAUGACCGAUAGAGAGGUUGAGGGGAUCUCCUUAAGCAGAGACAUGACCGAUGGAGAGGUUGAGGGGAUCUCCUAAAGCAGAGACAUGACCGAUGGAGAGGUUGAGGGGAUCUCCUAAAGCAGAGACAUGACCGAUAGAGAGGUUGAGGGGGAUCUCCUAAAGCAGAGACAUGACCGAUAGAGAGGUUGAGGGGGAUCUCCUAAAGCAGAGACAUGACCGAUAGAGAGGUUGAGGGGAUCUCCUAAAGCAGAGACAUGACCCAUAGAGAGGUUGAGGGGAUCUCCUAAAGCAGAGACAUGACCGAUAGAGAGGUUGAGGGGGAUCUCCUAAAGCAGAGACAUGACCGAUAGAGAGGUUGAGGGGAUCUCCUAAAGCAGAGACAUGACCGAUAGAGAGGUUGAGGGGAUCUCCUUAAGCAGAGACAUGACCGAUAGAGAGGUUGAGGGGAUCUCCUAAAGCAGAGACAUGACCGAUAGAGAGGUUGAGGGGAUCUCCUAAAGCAGAGACAUGACCGAUAGAGAGGUUGAGGGGAUCUCCUAAAGCAGAGACAUGACCGAUAGAGAGGUUGAGGGGAUCUCCUAAAGCAGAGACAUGACCGAUAGAGAGGUUGAGGGGAUCUCCUUAAGCAGAGACAUGACCGAUAGAGAGGUUGAGGGGAUCUCCUAAAGCAGAGACAUGACCGAUAGAGAGGUUGAGGGGAUCUCCUAAAGCAGAGACAUGACCGAUAGAGAGGUUGAGGGGAUCUCCUAAAGCAGAGACAUGACCGAUAGAGAGGUUGAGGGGAUCUCCUAAAGCAGAGACAUGACCUAUAGAGAGGUUGAGGGGAUCUCCUAAAGCAGAGACAUGACCAAUAGAGAGGUUGAGGGGAUCUCCUAAAGCAGAGACAUGACCUAUAGAGAGGUUGAGGGGAUCUCCUAAAUCAGAGACAUGACCAAUAGAGAGGUUGAGGGGAUCUCCUUAAGCAGAGACAUGACCGAUAGAGAGGUUGAGGGGAUCUCCUAAAGCAGAGACAUGACCGAUAGAGAGGUUGAGGGGAUCUCCUAAAGCAGAGACAUGACCGAUAGAGAGGUUGAGGGGAUCUCCUUAAGCAGAGAUAUGACCGAUGUGUGUUUACAGAUGACUAGAUCAGAACGCUCUGUUCACUGUCACACCUGACCUGGCCUGAGACUGUACAUAGACCUGUGAUAUACAAUACCUUUACCUUGCUUUUGUCUUACAUGUUGAGUUGCGCUGUGACGUUCUGAUGCAAGAGUUACUCUGGAAUUUAAUUAAACAUCCACCCGUAAAGUAAACGUCGCCGAGACCGUGAUUAGACAAAAACACAUUCUGGUAAAAUAAUCUGACAUUGUGCCAUGUUCAAUAGGCUUCAACCAUCACGAAUGUCCUCUUUUGGUUUGAAUUGAGUUCACUUUCUUACAGUAUAUUUAAUCUUUCUUACAGUAUAAAAACGUAUCUUAGACUCAUAGUUUCAGGGUUCAUCUUUAGAACUAUAGUUUUAGAACUAGCCUAACUUUUUAUUUUGAGGCUAUUUCUUAAUGCAUUGCUCAUUGCUUUCAAACGUUUCAAUCUAUUUUCUCUCUUUUGGUUCUUUGAUUUAUUGUUUGUUUGGUGUUGCAGAAACUGGACGACGGCUGCAUUGAAGGGGAAUUUGUUGUAUAAAAGUGGUAAUAAAAUGUUUCUCUUUA